Emiliania huxleyi CCMP1516 is the source of this 741-nucleotide messenger RNA. RefSeq lists its product as hypothetical. The record is from RefSeq and is a predicted model, not a curated record. The coding region runs from base 1 to 741 and encodes 246 amino acids. Lineage: Eukaryota; Haptophyta; Isochrysidales; Noelaerhabdaceae. The transcript has 6 exons.
AUGGAGGGCAUCGCCGAGUGCGCCGGCCAGUGCCUCACCCACGCCUUCACAAGCCCGCGCGUGUGCUACGGCACCAUGGCCCAGUGCACCGCCGGGAUCGCCGCACAAAGCAAUUGGAUGUCGGUGACCGGCCACUACCCGCUGCUACAAGACGCGAAGCCGGCGCGUGGCUACUACAACACGCCGGACGAUUGCGAGGCGUUUUGGCACACCCGGGAGGAGUUUGAGGGCGACUUAGUGCCCAUGCCACAGGAUCACCAGGAGGCGGCGCGGCACGCCGACGAGCUGCUGGCGGAGGUCGAGGCGGAGAAGCGCGCCAAGGGCAAGAAGGGCAAGAAGAAGAAGAAGGGCGGAGGGGCGGGCGGGGCUGGGCCGUCGCAGGAGACGGAGGAGGGUGCCGAGGCGCCGUCGGAGGCAGCCACAGCCGAGGCUGCGAAGAAGGCCGAGGAGGAGAGAAUGAUCAGGCUUCUCGAGAAGUGUCACGAGGAGAGGAUCCGGCUCGGCAUCACGGCGGAGAGCCAGGCGGCGGCGUCGGCAGAGGUGGCGCGUGCGGAGGCCAGGGCGGCGCGUGCGGAGGCCAGGGCGGCGCUGCGCCGGGCCGAUUUGGCGCUCGAGGGGAGCGAGACCGCGCUCGAGGAGGCGGCUGCUGCUGCAGAGGCGAGGGGUGCCGCUGCGGCCGCUUCGAUGGCCAGGGCAGUUGCAGCCAGGAUGGCGGCGGAUGCGGCCCAGGAGCGCCCCUGA